UGUAAAAAGAAACUUUCACAAGCCUCGAAAGUGAAACAGCAUUUGCUGAAAAUGCACAACUUGCAUUUGCAAUCACGAAGCGAAGGCAAAACACGCGGAAAUACACAGCAAUUCACAUAUGUCUCAGAAGGACACAAAGGCAAAUACACAUCUGUCCUUAUCUAUUAUGCAUGCGUUUCGUGUUUGUCCCAUUACCCUGAUUUGGAUCAGUUAAAAUCGCAUAUCAAUGAUAUCCAU
Zychaea mexicana is the source of this 237-nucleotide messenger RNA. RefSeq lists its product as uncharacterized. The transcript has a single exon. The annotation marks the transcript as partial. The record is from RefSeq and is a predicted model, not a curated record. NCBI's taxonomy places the organism in Eukaryota, Fungi, Mucoromycota, Mucoromycetes, Mucorales, Lichtheimiaceae.